AUGGGCGGCGGGGCUCGGGAGCUGGCCGGGUACCUGGCGGCUCUGGCCGGCUGGGUGGCAGCGCUGGCGGCCGCCGUGCUGCCGCAGUGGAGGCAGAGCUCGUACGCCGGGGACGCCAUCAUCACGGCCGUGGGGCUCCACGAGGGGCUGUGGAUGAGCUGCGCUGCCCAGAGCACCGGGCAGGUCCAGUGCCGCCUGCACGACUCGCUGCUCUCGCUCGAAGUUCACAUCCAGACAUGCCGGGCUCUCAUGGUCAUUUCUCUCCUCCUGGGCUUCUUUGGCAUCAUCGUGAGCGUGGUGGGCAUGAAGUGCACGAAAGUCGGGGAGGAGGAUCCUGUCACCAAGAGCCGCAUAGCUGUUGCUGGGGGUGUCCUCUUCGUUCUCUCUGGUCUGUGCACAUUGGCUGCCGUGUCCUUGUAUGCAACACAGGUGACCUAUGAGUUCUUCAGAGAGAGCACCAUCCCCAUCAACGCUAGGUACGAAUUCGGCUCUGCUCUCUUCUUGGGCUGGGGGGCCGCCAGCCUCUCCAUGUUGGGGGGGUCCCUCCUGUGCUGCUCCUGCCCUGCCAAGGAGCGCCGAGGACAGCAGUACCACCGGCAGCCACAGCCCUCCACGGCCCGGGAGUAUGUCUGAGCCCAACCCUGCCCUCCUGCUGCACAGUGCCUCCCUUCCCUCCCAAAAACAGGCAAGACCCUGGUGCUCCCACCCUGCCUGGACCCUCAAUGCCCCGUGAGACCUUUCUCCUUAUCUUCCAGGUUUCAGCAGAGUUUUCGGUGCCAGCCUCUGAAAUAGAGGCUUUAAGUGUCACACCCCACUGUUCUCCUCAGCUGGGCAGGGUGGCACCCCCAGCCUGGCAUUGCGGCCAGGCUGAGUCUGUCUGUCUGUCUGUCUGUCUGUCUGUCUGUCUGUCUGUCACAGGGAUGCUGUGGGGGCGAGCAGGGACACUGAUGCCUGUGCCACAGGGGCACAGAGCCAAGCCCACGGGGGUGUGCUGCACAGAAGUGCUUUGUCCCAUGGCCACCCCUCUCCCACACCCUGUUCUCAGGGGCAGGCAGGGAGGAAAGCCAGUGCUUGGUUCUCCUGGGAUGAGGUUUUCACUUCUAACAGCACCAGCCCAGUUCAGGGUUCAAGCAUACCUUUGGCAGAGGGGUGUUUUCAGGGUGCAGCAUUCCCCUGCCUCAUUGCUGCUGAAAAGCAGCACUUUUAAAAUGAUUAUUAAUUAUUAUUGAUUCCUGCCUGAAGGCCAGCUGCUCCAGCUGACCUCUGCCAGUCCAAACCUGCCUUGGGCUUGUUCCUGUCCAGGACCAGGCUGUGCCUUGUUAAACAAGAAUAAAUGGGUUUAGGCAAAUUAAAGCAGCUAAAAGGGGCUCUGAACACAAAGGAUUUGUUUUUAGUUUUGGUGCCCAACACAACUAUUUUGAGUGGCAGGUGGACAGAGCCCUGAAUUUUGGUACCUCCCUGCUGGGUCCAAAUCCCUCUUCCCCACCAGGAUCCCCUGGAGUGGGCAGUGAAGGUUCCAAACACAACCUGCUAAUUGCCUCCACCACUUUGUACCUCUAUUCUACUGCUACUAAUUGUUUUGCAACUGCCAAAGCUCCAAUUUCAUCUGUAAAUCCUCCAAACUCCCUGUACUCCAUCCCUGCUGCAGGUGUUGUGCCAACCAACCCACAGGGAAGGA
Messenger RNA from Ficedula albicollis (Collared flycatcher), 1678 nucleotides. RefSeq names its product claudin 19 (gene CLDN19). Gene Ontology annotation, cellular component: plasma membrane; bicellular tight junction. The record is from RefSeq and is a predicted model, not a curated record. The transcript is spliced from 4 exons. The coding region runs from base 1 to 633 and encodes 210 amino acids. Lineage: Eukaryota; Metazoa; Chordata; Aves; Passeriformes; Muscicapidae. Gene Ontology annotation, molecular function: structural molecule activity. Gene Ontology annotation, biological process: cell adhesion; bicellular tight junction assembly.